AUGGAGGCCUUCGACUUUCACUCUGAUUACCCAUUAGAAGACCUAGCGUCGUUCUAUCCAACGACUAAGUCGGUCAUGCACCCCGACGUAGCUCUGCAUGACCAUUCGGAUCCCUUGAUGUUUCCUUCUGACGUGCAUAAUCGAGCGAACCACGCUAUGCAAAUGCUGAAUGACGAAACAAGUCACUCUCAGAAUGUGGUAUCACCUGACCAAUUGCCUAUCGACGGGCUUCAUACCCAGCAAGUUGAACACAUGUUCCACGAACGUAUGACCGGGUUUCAAAGGCCUAAUAGCGCAGCAUCUUCAGAUCAUUUGUCGAUGCAUGCGUAUGCAGCGGUUCCGAAUCAGAAUGACCAACGAAGUAUGACAGCUGAUAUGCCGCCCGCACUGGACAUGCCGUUUUCUAUGCCUGGAAAACUCCCUCAUAUGACAGGCAAUGCCUUUCUCCCACGCACAGAUGUUUCACUUGACAAUUCGCCCCAGGAUUCGCAAAGUAUGACACCCAUGUCCUCUAUUUCAGUACGUAUCGAAGGUGCGUCCGCCGGAACGUGCCUUCCCUUUCAACCACUAACGCGCAGCAAAAACCAUGUCCUCCUCUGGAGUCAUCUUCAAUCACACCAGCCAGCGUAUUCUCUAAAAUCAGCUCGGCAAGCACGAAUGAUUUCCUUUCUCCCUUGA
This is a messenger RNA of Malassezia globosa CBS 7966, 678 nucleotides long. RefSeq lists its product as uncharacterized. The record is from RefSeq and is a predicted model, not a curated record. Bases 1 to 678 code for a protein of 225 amino acids. Lineage: Eukaryota; Fungi; Basidiomycota; Malasseziomycetes; Malasseziales; Malasseziaceae. The transcript has a single exon.